Molecule: messenger RNA, 720 nt
Organism: Coturnix japonica (Japanese quail)
Lineage: Eukaryota; Metazoa; Chordata; Aves; Galliformes; Phasianidae
Product: IQ domain-containing protein F5
Molecular function (GO): calmodulin binding
Source: RefSeq, a predicted model, not a curated record
AGCUCUGCUUCCCAUGCAGGAGAUGCAGCUUAAUUAACGUGGAAAAAUGCUAUUAGAGGCAAAUUGCCCUAAUGGCACAAAAGUCCCACAGGGCAGUGAUGCUGAGGGGAUAUCGAGGGAUGUGGGGCUGCCACCAUCUGGUGACUCCAUCGCAUCAGGCAGCCUGGGACCAUGGUUCUCCUGUCCUGUGUGGGGUUUUCAAGGCCAUUCUGACAUCAGGAGGUGUCGCUGCCCCUCCCCCUCCCCCCGUGGGCAUUCUGUACCCAACCACGCACCUGGAAGCCAUGGAGACACGGAUGGACCGCAACACGGCUGCAGCCAUAGCCAUCCAGGCGUGGUGGCGAGGGCAGCUGGUGCGGAGGUCACUGCUGGUGGCAGCCAUCAACGCACGGCGCAUCCAGGAUUGGUGGCGACGGGUGAACAGCCAACGGAAGGAGCAGCAGCGCAUGUGGGCGCUGGCAGAGUACAUCAGGAUGGAGCGAGCCAUUGUCCUGCUGCAGGCUCAGGCCCGGGCGUGGGCGAUACGGACAGAGUACAAACGCUGCCGAGAGGCUGCCCGAACCAUCCAGACCUACUGGAGGAAGUACAUGCAGCGCCGGGCUGAAAGCUGCACCGAGGAUGUGGAUCUACACAUUGAAAUUGUCCUGGGCGUUCCGGGUGACUGUGGAGCCCAGAGUGAAUAAAGCACCAUCCCCAUGGAGGGAUGGUUGUUCAUAUGGA